UGCACGCGCUCUAACCAAAAGCCGUUGUGUACAAAACAGCUGGAUGGUUAAAAAAAGUGAUAACAUUAUAAAAAUCGCUCGAUCGACCAGCUGCCAUGAGAUUUCUAUUACAUGUUAAUGUACCAGUCGGUUUUGAUUCGGAAAAGUGCUGUAGGUCUUCCUCUAGUUCUGUUCUCUGCGUGCUGUACCCCGUGGGCCGCGCGGACCGACGGCUCCUGUGGUGAUUGGUUGACUUUGGAUGACAUCACUCACUAUCAUCCGCGUUAAAUUCGAUGAAAAGACGCCGAGAUCUCACCCAGCACCUGGUGAGCUUCAGAAACUCUAUUCAGGGAAACGCAGCUCAGGUUCGGUAGCAGUCCGGCGGAAAUGGCUGCUGUUCAGCACAGGGACUGGCGUGCUCAGAGCGCGUGACGGGGAACUCGAGGAGAUCACUUUUAUCAGAGAUCAGAGGAAACUACGCAGUGAAAAUCAACUGGAUUUAGAUUUUUACCUUUUGUUUCAAAAUGCAUCUAUAAGAAUCAUGCAACAUGAAUGUAACUAACAGCACUGGAGCGGAUGGACCCGCGCCCUGGAACUUCACCGGUUCACUUAGUAAUUUGUCAAGCAAUGAUAAUCUCAGCUGUGGCAGAAGCAGCACCAGUGGUUCCUGUCCAGCUGCUGAAGUCACUGGGAGCCCAUACAAGACAGUGGAGAUGGUCUUCAUUGCCUUGGUUACCGGAUCCAUCAGCUUUGUAACUGUGGUGGGUAACAUCCUGGUAAUGUUGUCAAUCAAAGUUAACCGACACCUCCAGACCAUCAACAAUUACUUUCUGUUCAGCUUGGCAUGUGCAGAUCUGAUCAUUGGUGUGUUCUCCAUGAAUCUGUACACUGUGUAUAUCCUGAAGGGUUACUGGCCUCUUGGCCCUGUGGUGUGUGACCUUUGGUUGGCUCUGGACUAUGUCGUCAGCAAUGCCUCUGUUAUGAAUCUGCUAAUCAUCAGCUUUGAUCGCUAUUUUUGUGUAACCAAACCGUUAAGUUACCCAACACGUCGCACAACCAAGAUGGCUGGUCUGAUGAUUGCUUCAGCCUGGAUCCUUUCCUUUAUCCUGUGGGCUCCUGCUAUUCUCUUCUGGCAGUUUAUUGUAGGGGAACGCACUGUGGAACCAGGAGCAUGCUAUAUCCAGUUUCUCUCUAACCCUGUGGUCACAUUUGGCACAGCAAUUGCUGCAUUCUAUCUUCCAGUGGUCAUAAUGACAGUGCUGUACAUUCACAUCUCCUUAGCUAGCCGCAGCCGUGUAUCCAAGCAAAAGCCAGAAGCUAAGAAGGAGAAGAAAGGCUUGAGGUCUGCUGGAUUGCUGAAGAGCCACAUAUUAAGGCAGAACAACAAUAAUCAGUCUCCUCCAAAGCCCAGUCUGGACACAGUCAGCACAGCUGAAACCAUGAAAAAUGGACAGCUAGAUGAGUCCAUUGUCCCCACUAAAGCUGAAGGCAAUAUGCAGCAUGAGGAGAAGGAGAGCUCAAAUGAUUCCAGCACAGCCAGCAUUGCACCCAAAGAACUCAAGGAAAAGCCCAACAAUGAAGGCUCCUCACAAAAAGGCCUGGCAUCUGCUCCUGCUCCUAUUCCCAAACUCAACCCUGGCUCUAAAUGGUCCAAGAUCAAGAUUGUCACCAAGCAGGCAGGAGAUGAGUGCAUCACUGCAAUCGAAAUAAUUCCUCCAGAAAGUGGCACAGAGGGCCGUUCUAUCCCAAUCAACAGGCCACGCACAGUAGUUCGCAAGUUUGCCAGUAUUGCCCGCAGCCAGGUGAAAAGGAAAAGACAGAUGGCAGCACGUGAGAAGAAAGUGACAAAGACAAUCUUUGCUAUCCUUCUGGCCUUCAUCAUUACAUGGACACCAUAUAAUGUGAUGGUCCUUAUCAGCACAUUCUGUCAGUCCUGUGUGCCAGACACGGUCUGGGCUAUUGGCUACUGGCUUUGUUAUGUCAACAGUACCAUCAACCCAGCCUGUUAUGCUCUGUGCAAUGCUACUUUUAAAAAGACCUUCAAGAACCUUCUCAUGUGCCAGUACAAAAACAUUGGAACCAGGUGAACUGGAUCUACUCUAAUGGAUUCUAAUGAAUAAUUGGGUUGUUCUCAGUGUUCCAGCCCAAUGUCUUUGAUGCACUGGAAUCUGGAAUGUAUCAUGUAGUGUCUUGUAUGAGGCUUUGAUGCUUGGUGCACUGUGUGGAUUCAUUUCAGAAAAAAACAAGCCUGCAGUCUGUACACUUAGAACGUCAGAUCAGGGGAUUUAAUCAGCUGCUGAAAAAUAUAAUUGUAUAUAAUGUUACUCUGCUCAUCGGCACUGCCAAGUUCAUCACCGAAUAACACAUUUCACGUGAAUUAAUUGACUGAAAAAUAUAAUGUUCUUUGGUGUGGAAAGUUAACCCAUAACAAGCACAUUAAGAAAUCAAACUUUAUUGAGUAAACAAACAGAACAAUAAUAUUCCUUUUCUUAAACGUGUUAAUAGUGUUAAACGUGUCCAUUCAUGCUGAAUACUGAGAUGUGUGUAUUUCGUGUUUGGCAAAAAUAAUGUAACGCUGAGGAAUGCUUCUCCAUUUGUGGUACUCAAGAUAAAAUCUCUACCUGUUGUAGUAAAGAACAUUCCAUGUACACACAGGCACAAGUGUAUAAAGCAAAUCGAUGGUGUUUUUAACUAGGUGAGGGUGUAUAAAAUUAUAUAAGCUCAAUAUAUGCUCCUACAAAGUCGUUUUUUUCUUCUUUCAUUUUAUAUGUACUAUAGGUGUUUGUACUCUGGUAUUUAAUUAGUGGGUUACAUGUACUUUUAGAAAAAACACAGUAUUAGUGUCUAAAAUCAAAUGUUUCUUAUAUAUUAUCAUGUUCAUAGAUGUCAGGGGAAUAUUUACUGUAUGACAGGAAGUAGAAGGGUGCAGUUAAUAUCUAUGGAAAGCUUCUCCUGCCCCUGAAGGACACAUCCAGAGUUAUUAUGCAUUUAAAAAACAUCAAAAUUAUAUAUUUUCCAUAUUUCUUUUGAACACAGCGGUGAUCUGCAAUCUAAUACCAACACUAAUUUAACAUUGUUUUUUCUGGACAUAUUUUCAAUUAAUAAAGAUUAAAACUAAAUUUAAAACUGUUAACCUGCUGGUGCUCAUGAUUUAACAACAUCAGCUAGUGUCGCCACGCUUCGAUGGGGACAUUUCCUUGUUUCAUAUUUGUUUCAUCCUAGCAAUAUUUUCUUUAUUAAUUUAAGCUGUUAGAACUCUUUGAAAAUGUCAUUUAGAUCAAUAAGCAGCUGUAGGAGUCUGAGUUGAGACUGAAUAAAGAAGCUUUGGUUAUGGGACAAAUCAGAAAAUGUCUGCUAUUUGAGACAUUACCACAUCCACAUCAGCAUCGAAUUCACCCUUUUACAUCGACAAUCACUAGAACAAGCUGAUUUUGGUGCCUUAAUAUUACAGACAUUAACUGCCACUCAUAUUAAUUCACAAUCUAGUGCUCACUAUCGAGUCGCUAGAUCACAGCUUUAUGCCACUUGUAAUAUAGUAAUUAAUAAACUACAGGACACACACUUACUUAUUGUUUUCCAAUGUUUCAAUGUUUUAGCUCGAAAAAGAGAAGCUGUCAUUUGGCCGACUCUCUCUGGAGUAUGAUGCAGUUUCAGACGUGAUGUUCCAGGGCAGUGUGUAUCCUCGCGAUUGAGAUUCCUGGCGCCUCUCGCCAAUGAUUUAUUUGCUGUUAUUUAUCUCUCCAGUUUGUUGAGGUCAUUAAUGGCUCACUGACAUGCAAAUGGAACUGUGUGGUCUCCAUAAUGCUGUGAGAGCUUUGUCAUUUUCUUUUUUUUUUGUUAAUGGUCUGCAUUGAAAUCUGUGUUAUUCUCCAAAGCGAUAUAACGGAGCAGUGUGCAAUAAAACACAAGACUUUCUCUGAUUUCACUGAUGUUUAAAUAUUUGUGUGCGAUCUUUGGUACACAGAUGAUUCAAUUUAAUUGAUUUACUGAUAAAUAAAUCUGAUCAAAUGUUCUUAUAUUGUUCCAUUUGUUUCCUCACAUGCACGUGUCUAAUCAUAUCCUAUGGAGAUAUCAAAAAUGAAUUUUAUUUUGCAAUAAAACAGCACUGUAUGGAAUUAUUUGUUCAGCACUUGAUGUACAACAAUGAUGUAUAUACACAUAAACUCUCCUGUACUGAAAUUCCAAAAAGUAAAAUAUAAUUUAUGUGGCUAAUUGAAACGCACUUCAGUGCUGAUGUGAAUGAAGGAUGUUUUCUUGCUUGAUUAUUUGAAAUAAUAAUAGAAAUGACCCAUAAGUGACUCUAGCGUGUGUACGCAUGUUUUUGUGUGUGUAUUUUAAUGCAUAAAUCUAAUAAAGACAUACAGUUAUAGGAAACGGGUAUUUAUCCUGAUACAGAGCUCUGGAUCAUGAAAAUGUUCAUCACAUUAUCAUUAUUUAAUGCAUAUUUAAAAUCCAAAUAAACAUACAUUUAAACUAAAGGCUAAAGGAUUUUCAAUACAUGAUUUGAUUUGAUUCUUCUGUAUUAAUAAAUGUUUAAUAUCAGAGAUUAGUUUCAUUUCUUGAUUGGAGUUUGCUUUUGUUAGUAUUCUAAUCGUGUCAUACUUUCAUUUAGAGAACAGUCUGACUUCUUCAUGUAGCACGGAACAUGGAACGCAUGAUGAACAUCACUGUUGGCCAAGGGGAAGAAUAGUGAGGAAAAUGAUAUAUUUAAUUAUGUAUUUUAGAUAAUAUUAAACAAAUUAUUAUUUUGAUGAAAUGCUUUUGUUUCUAGACUGAUAACUAAGUGUGUUUAAUUUGAAUAAAAAUCAUGUUGCCAUGUGUAGAGAUCACAAUAGACUGUGUGUGUGUGUGUGUGUGUGUGUGUGUGUGUGUGUGUGUGUGUGUGUGUGCUUAUUACACAAUCAAACUUUUAGUGUAGACAACAGAAGAGCUGACCUCAGAGCAGACACCAGCAGGUAAACAGCAGUUACAGCAUUCCGUUAUAAGUUGACUCAUAACUUCAACAACUUUUAAAAUAUUUUUUAUUUGAAGUGAUAAUAAUCCUACAAAAAGCAGUUUGACUUUCCAAAACACUACUCUCUUACACACCACUAUUCAGGAAACUCUACUGUAUCAUCACAGAAAACUAAUAAAAACGUAUUUAUAUGACAAAUCAUUAAGAACACAGGUUGUCCGGGGUGUGUGUGUGUGUGUGUGUGUGUGUGUGUGUGUGUGUGUGUGUGUGUGUGUGUGUGUCAGAGAGAGCAUGUGUGCAGUUCAUGUAUCAGAUCUGAACUGUUUUGACAGAGAGUGUAAUAUUUCUACAAAAAGCAAAAGGACUGUUUC
Silurus meridionalis is the source of this 5304-nucleotide messenger RNA. It is a transcript of the gene chrm4a, whose product is annotated as cholinergic receptor, muscarinic 4a. Gene Ontology annotation, biological process: regulation of locomotion; adenylate cyclase-activating adrenergic receptor signaling pathway. NCBI's taxonomy places the organism in Eukaryota, Metazoa, Chordata, Actinopteri, Siluriformes, Siluridae. The coding region runs from base 528 to 2066 and encodes 512 amino acids. Gene Ontology annotation, cellular component: plasma membrane. The record is from RefSeq and is a predicted model, not a curated record. The transcript is spliced from 2 exons. Gene Ontology annotation, molecular function: G protein-coupled acetylcholine receptor activity.